GCAGCGGCUGAGAGGUUAGCUACAAAUAAUAAAGGUAAUAGCGAUCCUUGACUGCGUGCUAUACUUUGGGUGCCAGGCCUUGACCCUGGAGAGGCACGUCAUUUGAUCUUCGCUGCGGCCAUAUGGGUAGGACAUCAUGUUCUCUUCAUUUCGCAGAUGAGAAACUGAGGCACAGGGUGUUCAAAUGAGUUGUUCAAGGUCACACAGCCAUUGAGUGGUAGAAGUGCUGAAGGCCCCAGCUCACCCGGAAUGCUGGGGCUAGAUAGAGAGUGGAGACCGCAUCGGAUGGGGCACGCACUCAGAGGAGAGGAGCCUGACUGGCCACAGUGCUUCCUCUGGAGAGGCAGCUCCACGAGGCCGCCCGCCAGAACAACGUCUGCAGGAUGCAGGAGCUGAUUAGGAGGAGGGUUAACACCAGGGCCAGAAACCACGUGGGCAGGGUGGCCCUGCACUGGGCUGCAGGUGCAGGGCACGAGCAGGCUGUGCGUCUGCUUCUGGAGCACGAGGCUGCUGUGGACGAGGAGGAUGCGGUAGGGGCCCUCACAGAGGCACGUCUGUGUUUUGGGAUGAACGCGCUUCUCCUGUCUGCCUGGUUCGGCCACUUACGAAUCCUCCAGAUCUUGGUAAACUCAGGGGCCAAGAUCCACUGUGAGAGCAAGGAUGGCCUGACCUUACUGCACUGCGCAGCCCAAAAAGGCCAUGUGCCUGUGCUGGCGUUCAUAAUGGAGGACCUGGAGGAUGUGGCCCUGGACCACGUAGACAAGCUGGGGAGGACGGCGUUUCACAGGGCAGCUGAGCACGGGCAGCUGGAUGCUCUGGACUUCCUCGUGGGCUCUGGCUGCGACCACAGUGUCAAAGACAAGGAGCCCUUUUUCCUGCAGGAGGGGAACACGGCCCUUCAUCUGGCUGCUGGUCGGGGCCACAUGGCUGUGCUGCAGCGACUUGUGGACAUCGGGCUGGACCUGGAGGAGCAGAAUGCGGAAGGUCUGACUGCCCUGCAUGCAGCUGCUGGAGGGUCCCACCCUGACUGUGUGCAGCUCCUCCUCAGGGCUGGGAGCACCGUGAACGCCCUCACCCAGAAAAACCUGAGCUGCCUUCACUAUGCAGCCCUCAGUGGCUCGGAGGAUGUGUCUCGGGUCCUCAUCCACGCAGGAGGCUGCACCAACGUGGUUGAUCAUCAGGGUGCCUCUCCUCUGCACCUCGCUGUGAGGCACAACUUCCCUGCCUUGGUCCGGCUCCUCAUCAACUCUGACAGUGACUUGAAUGCCAUGGACAAUAGGCAGCAGACGCCCCUUCACCUGGCUGCAGAGCACGCCUGGCAGGACAUAGCAGAGAUGCUCCUCAUUGCUGGGGUUGACUUAAACCUGAGAGAUAAGCAGGGAAAAACCGCCCUGGCAGUGGCCGCCCGCAGCAACCAUGUCAGCCUGGUGGACAUGAUCAUAAAAGCUGAUCGUUUCUACAGAUGGGAGAAGGACCACCCCAGUGACCCCUCUGGGAAGAGCUUGUCCUUUAAGCAGGACCAUCGGCAGGAAACACUGCAGCUCCGUUCUGUGCUGUGGCGGCUGGCCUCCAGGUAUCUGCAGCCCCGUGAGUGGAAGAAGCUGGCAUAUUCCUGGGAGUUCACGGAGGCGCAUGUCUACGCCAUCGAGCAACAGUGGACAGGCACCAGGAGCUAUCAGGAGCACGGCCACCGAAUGCUGCUCAUUUGGCUGCAUGGCGUGGCUACGGCUGGUGAGAACCCCAGCAAAGCGUUGUUCGAGGGCCUCGUGGCCAUUGGCAGGAGGGACCUGGCUGGUAAGAGCGUACUCUGCUGGGCUUCUUCUCAGGAGCUGGGUGGCCCCCACUGGAAUGCAGCAGGGCCCUCCAAGGGCUGCUCAGACAAGAAUGCUGUGAUGCUGGCUCUAGGCCUUCCAGAUUCCUACCCCUAGCCCUGCCCUCUUUUCCCUUGGGCAAACUGCAGUGUCUCCUGGCCCUGGUUUCCCCAUCUGUGCAAUGAGGGUGUUGGCCCAAACUGAACCCUGUGACCUUCACAGCCCCGGAGCCAGUGAUGCUGUCCAUAAUCUCUUCCUUACCAGCCCUCUAUACCUUGACAUUUUUUUUCCAUUUUAGAAUAAGCCUGGAACCACCUUCAGACUUCUUUUUUCACAAACAUUAAGACAUAGGAGCCAAAACUGACUUAAUAUGAGUUGAACCAGUCAAAUCUGGUCAAAUAAACCUUCUGAGGUCAUCACAACUUAUUUGAGUAUGCCAAUCUCAAAAGCCUGAUUUGGGAUUCAGAGUGUUCUGUGGAAUCAUCAGACAAGCAGGAUAGAAGGUUCUAAUACUAAUCCCUCGUUAAAAACAAAAUCAGCUCAUGAUGAAAAAGCCUUAAACGCUGUGAUACCCACUGACGUGGUACAUAAUGGGGCAACCAGAAUGGGGCACUAGGCAGUCACUGAUAGUUGUGAAGGCUCCAUUAGUUAUGAGGCAACAAAGAAAACCACUCCUGACGUAUUUCUAGUAUAUUGUUGAGGGAAAUGUUUCCAGCAUAUUAUUGAGGGAAAAAAGGAAAGGACCCCCCACCCCAUAGCUGCUAUAGGCAAGGUGGAAAAGCUAAGAGUCAUUUCAGGGUAGAGGGAUUAGGGACGCUACCUUUCUUUCCCCAAAAUGUUCUUAAAUAUAGUUGUUACAUCUUUUAACACAAACUGUGGCAGGCAAUUAAAACAUAAAACCAGUCCUGUGAGGCAGAGCUUAGGCAACAGAGGAAGUAAGAUUCUUGUUUUUAACAGAAAAUAUCAGGAAGAAAGCAAACGCAGCCCCAAGUGCCCCCAGGAGGUGCACAGCCAUGUAACCGGAGGGGCCAGACCUUCAGGCACGAGGGACCUCAGCGUGUGGAGCCACCUGAACAGAAGAUGACCAUCAUUUAAGGGCUUUUUAAAAUAUCACUGUUAACAAACCUCCAAGUGAUUCUACUGAAAUGCACAGUCAUGCAGAGCCCAGGAGGCAAAUGUUUGUACAGUGAUCUUUUUCAUGAGGAUGGGUCCAAGGGCCUGUUUCAAGUUUUGUGGGUAAUCCCGUCCCACAGGUAUGGUCCUUUGGAGCUCUUGGCACACUUUCUUCUUCUUUUUUUUUUUUUUUUUUUUGGUUUGAUACGGAGUCUCACUCUGUCACCAGGCUAGAGUGCACUGGCACUAUCUCAGCUCACUGCAACCUCCGCCUCCCAUGUUCAAGUGAUUCUCCUGCCUCAGCCUCCUGAGUAGCUGGGAUUACAGGCAUGCACCACCACACCCAGCUAAUGUUUUGUAUUUUCAGUAGAGACGGGGUUUCACUGUGUUAGCCAGGAUGGUCUCGAUCUCCUGACCUUGUAAUCUUCCCCAGGGAUGGGGCAUUCCAUCUUCUGCCCUGUCUGGCAGAGUAGCCGCUUGCCACCUGAGGCUGUCGUGCACCUGAAAUGUUGGCUAGAGGGACUGAGAAGCUGAAAUUUCUUAUUUCUCAUUAUUUGAAAUUGCAGGCACCCGUGGCAAGUGGCAUCCAUGGUGCUUGGCUUUGAGGUGCCAGGCCAGUACAGCUUGUUGUGGGGCUUGGCUGUACCAGCAGGGGGAUGUGUUUCUGAGGAAAUGUGGCUCUGGAAGCUUCAUGGUUUCCCAGAAUGUGGAAAAUAUAUCUGUGCAGGAUAGAAAUCCUGCCCAGAGGCUGUUUCUGUCUCAUUUGAGCUCUCUUUCAUGUGGCAGAGCUGGCUGUGGCCAGUUUAGGAGCCUACAUUUUAGAAAAGCUUACCUCAAAGUUCUGCAUUGAGCCUGAGACUGGAAAGGAGAUAAAAUAAAACAGCUGACAGGAGCUUUGGCAGUCACACAUGCCUGAUGGGGUGCACAGGGCCACAAUCUCUGAAAGGCAAUUUGGCAUUGUCUGUCCACAAUAUACUUUUAUCCAUUGGUCCAGCAAUCCUACUUAGAGGAAUUUUUCCUACAUAUAAACCUGUAUGCAUACAAAAUGACAGACAUACAAGGUUAUUACUUUGAAAAAGCAAAAGAUUGGAAACAAACCAAGUGACUGGCUACAGGGGACUGGUGAAAUAGAGUAUGUUCCAUCCACACAAUGGAGUUCUGUUCAGCAGUGAAAAAAGGAUGAGGGUGCUUUCCAAGUGUUGUUAUGGAAAGAGCUCCAGGAUAAAUUAAGUGGAAAAAAACCCCAAGAUACAGGUACAUUAAACCGAAGGAAAUUGGUUCAGAGGAUAUCUGCACUAUUUUUAGAGAAAAAGCUUCCUUUCUCUCUUCACCUUUUGCAGGUGAUGUAUUUUUUUCUUUGGAUUCCUUUUUUUUUUUUUUUUGAAACAGUUUAGCUUGGCCGGGCGCGGUGGCUCAUGCCUGUAAUCCCAGCACUUUGGGAGGCCGAGGCGGGCAGAUCACGAGGUCAGGAGAGCGAGACCAUCCUGGCUAACACGGUGAAACCCCGUCCCUACUAAAAAUACAAAAAAUUAGCCGGGCGUGGUGGCGGGCGCCUGUAGUCCCAGCUACUCCAGAGGCUGAGGUAGGAGAAUGGCGUGAACCUGGGAGGCGGAGCUUGCAGUGAGCCGAGAUUGCACCACUGCACUCCAGCCUGGGCGACAGAGCAAGACUCUGUCUCAAAAAAAAAAAAAAAAAGAAACAGAGUUUCGCGCUUGUUGCCCUGUCUGGAGUGCAGUGGCGUGAUCUUGGCUCACUGCAACCUCCGUCUCUUGGGUUCAAGCAAUUCUUCUGCCUCAGCCUCCAGAGUAGCUGGGAUUACGGGCAUGCACCAUCAUGCCCGGCUAAUUUUUGUAUUUUUAGUAGACAGGUUUCACCAUGUUGGUGAGGCUGGUCUUGAACUCCUGAUCUAAGGUGACCCAUCUGCUUCAGCCUCCCAAAUUGCUGGGAUUACAGGCAUGAGCCACGGAGCCCAGCCAUCUUUGGAUUUUUAAAACUUAAGAAAAAUUCUAAAACAUAUUUGUGAUCUAUUACGUUAUGAGACAUGAUAGGGAAAAAACAGACAACUUUACCUACCACUAAGUUAUAUUUAAUAAGCAUUCUUUUGUUUCCUAACAUAUAUGUUGUGAGCUAAAUGUAUGCUCUUACUCAAUCUUUCUGAGAUACACUUUAAGGGUGAAAAUUGUUUUGUUUUGUUUUUUGAGACAGAGUCUCGCUCUCUCACCCAGGCUGGAGUACAAUGGCAAUAUCUGAGCUCAUGGCAACCUCCGCCUCCCGGGUUCAAAUGAUUCUCGUGCCUCAGCCUCCCGAGUAGCUGGGAUUACAGGCGCGGGCCAUCACACCCGGCUAAUUUUUGUAUUUUUAGUAGAGAUGGGGUUUGGCCAUGUUGGCCAGGCUGGAAAACUGAAACAUAAUUUCACAAUUAUUCCUUUUUCCACUUUAAGUAAUAAGAGUAGAAUAAUUUCUGUGUUUUUAUCUUAUACACAUGAAUAAAUGCUAUGGCUUAUCACAGUUACAAUGUGUUUUCUGAAAGUAAAGAUUAUUUUACCUUGAAAUUACAAAAAUUAUUUUCAGUUUUCCAAAAUUCUAUCUUUAAACCUAAAUAAUUCAAUUUCAUGGAUGCACAAAUGUUUAUUGAGAGUCUCAUGUUCAUACUUUUCUUCACAGUACUAUAAAGUUGGACUUGGAAAAUUUGGACAGCCAUUUGCCAUUGUAAUUUUUAUUUUUUCUCCUGAUUAUUUGACAAAACUUGUAUCCACAUUGUAGUUGUUCAUGUGUCUGCUUCUAUUGCAUAUUGUAAAAUUAUUAACUACUUCCCAAAAUAGUAUUUCUCUCAGCAGAUAUUUCUUUGGUACUACCAUGUAUUGUGUAACUUUUGGAAAAGUAAGGUGGCUUCCCUGCUCUCAGUGAAGCAUUUUAUUAAAAGAAUAAUUAUAAUUAAAAAAAGAUACAGAUCAGUGCAUAUAGUAUAUUACUAAUAGUAUGCUGUUAAUUGUGUAAGAAAGAAAGGAAAUUAGAAAACAUAUUUGCAUAAAUAAAAGCUAGGCAAAGGCUAAGAAAUUAAUCAGGUGGUUUCCCUGGGGUAGUAGGAUAAUGAGGAACAGUGGGGCUGGGACGGGGUGGGAGAGAGUUCUCAGUGGUUCCUUUCUAUACUGUUUUAACUUUUGAAAUGUGUGAGAGUGUUACUUACUGAAAACUGAAAGGAUAUGACAUUCUGGAACAGGCAAAACUACAAAGACAGUAAAAAGAUCAGUGAUUUCCAGGAGCUGCAGGGGCAGCGAGAGGAAGGGAGGGAUGAGGAGGUGGAGCGCAGGGGAUGUUAGAGCAGUGAAAGGUUCUGUAUGAUACUGUGAUGGUGGGUACGUGACAUUGGGCAUUGGUCAAAACCCAUAGCAUGUACAGCACAAAACGUGAGCUCUAAUGUGAGCUAUGGACUUUAGUUAAUAGUAACGUGUCAAUAUUGGUUCAUCAGUUGUAUCAAAUGUACCACACUGAUGCCAGAUGUUAAUAAUCAGGAAACUGUGUGUGGUGAAGAGUACAUGGGAGCUCUCUGUGCUAUCUGCUCAAUUUUUCUCUAAACCUAAAACUGUUCUAAAAUAGAAAGUCUGGGAAAAAAACAAAAGUAAAGUUAUAAAAGGAAAAGAAAACAAGCUUUAAAUUCAGUCAUCCAUUCCAUUUGGGAAAGGUAUUUUGUACUACACAGGACUGAAAUCAUUUCUCUGGAUGAAUUUUAUAAAAUGAAUUUUGUAAUUUUUUUCUGAGACAAAAAAGUUCUUAAAUACAAUAAAAUUGAAAUGUUGAAAUAUA
Messenger RNA from Pongo pygmaeus (Bornean orangutan), 6728 nucleotides. RefSeq names its product ankyrin repeat and death domain containing 1A (gene ANKDD1A). Gene Ontology annotation, molecular function: protein binding. The coding region runs from base 384 to 1928 and encodes 514 amino acids. The record is from RefSeq and is a predicted model, not a curated record. Lineage: Eukaryota; Metazoa; Chordata; Mammalia; Primates; Hominidae. Gene Ontology annotation, biological process: signal transduction. The transcript is spliced from 14 exons.